Necator americanus (New World hookworm) is the source of this 3723-nucleotide messenger RNA. RefSeq lists its product as uncharacterized. NCBI's taxonomy places the organism in Eukaryota, Metazoa, Nematoda, Chromadorea, Rhabditida, Ancylostomatidae. The transcript is spliced from 34 exons. Bases 1 to 3723 code for a protein of 1240 amino acids. Gene Ontology annotation, molecular function: UDP-glycosyltransferase activity; protein binding. The record is from RefSeq and is a predicted model, not a curated record.
AUGUCGGUUGACGUCACUCUCUCCAUUAAUGCUUAUGUGAGGGAACAAUUUGUUGUUUACAGAACAUUUGGUUGUCAAAACACAGAAGAACUUCAUAACUUAUCUAAAGAAAUUCGAAAGUCAGAUAGAUUUGGGAUGGUGGUAAGCACGGCAGAAGAUGGCCAAUCCGGAAACGGAAUUGCCCAACAACAGCAGAGUGAGCAGAAGGAUGAACAGAACCGGCGACCGCCAUACACCAUGCAUGGGGUACUCCACUUUUUGCAACAUGAAUGGAGCAAAUAUGAAAUGGAAAAGGCUAAAUGGGAAAUGGAAAGGGCUGAAAUGCAGGCGCGAAUAAGCUUUUUGCAAGGCGAACGGAAAGGCCAAGAAAAUCUAAAAGCUGACCUUAUCAGAAGAAUAAAAAUGUUGGAAUAUUGUCUAAAGCAAGAAAGAGCUAAAAAUUAUCGACUAACGCAUAAUGGUGAAGAUCCACCCGAAUACGAUGAAGCAGAAAACGAAACAACGAAUGAAGUGGUAAUACCAAAUGAGGUUGACGCAUACGUUGCUGAAGGAGGUAGCGCUUUAGGAUGGAAGCAAGGUCGCCAGUUGCUCAAACAGUAUCUGCAGGAAAUUGGAUACAGCGAACAGAUCCUUGACGUGCGUUCCUUCCGCGUCAAAAAUCUUUUGGGAUUAAUUCCUCAGGGUGACUGGCCGUCCAAUGAGAGGAUUCCAGGGAAAACUCCCGCUGUUCAGAAGAAGGAUUUAGACAGUGACUCUGAAUCCGACGAACGUAAUGCACCUCGCGGCGGGCUAGACUCCGAAGCAGCUGAUGUUCUGGAGAAAUUCGACGAUUUUCUUCAUGAGCAGUCGUCUGGUGGUGCCACUGGUCGAGAUGAAUGGGCUGCAACUGACCAAGGUGUCAUAGAUCGUCUGAAGGAGAAAUACAAAAGUGAAAAACGCAUUAAACGAAGUUCGGGAAGCACCGAUGAGACGGAUGAAAAAAGACACAGUUUGAAUGACACCGUCCUGUCCGUAGGAAGUGGAAUCGUUGGGAAUCCUAUGGCAGGAGUGCGCGGUAAAAGAGGAGAAUAUAUGGAUCUCAAUGAUGCUCUUGGAUUACCACCGGACGAAAACAUUGACAUCAAGGAUGACUUCAUUGUUGAGGACGAUGAAGAAUCCCUGCGAACUGCUAAAUGGAAUGUAAAAAUGACGCUACGUUCACAUCUUGACUCAAUUAGAGCAAUGCAGUUCCAUCCUGUUGAACCCGUUUUGAUUACUGCUGGGGAAGAUGGUACUGCAAAACUGUGGAAUCUUGAUAUGGGCAAAGAAAAAUCUGGUGGCGCUUCUGAAAUUGAGCCAGUGUACACAUUUCGUGGACACAUGGGCCCUGUGCUAUGUAUUGAUCUUUCCCCAACUGGAGACCACUUGUUCACAGGGGGAAGAGAUGGAGUUAUCUGUUGUUGGAACGUUCCAAGCACUACAGGUGAUCCUUACGAAGCCUAUGAUCCAAAGGUGCUCAGUGAACGUUUGCGAGGUCAUAAAGAUUCGAUAUGGUCGAUAGCUUAUCAUUCAUCUGACAACCGCUUAGUUUCUGCCUCUUCAGAUGGUACAAUUAAGCUGUGGGAACCAGGCAAUUUUGGCGAGCCUCUGCUGCGAACAUUAGAAGCUCCCGUUGUUGGCUUAAUUCCAACUUCUGUUGAUUUCGUGUCGACAGAGCCCAGUCAACUUCUGGCUGCUUACACAUCUUCUACUGCAAACAUAAUCGAUAUCGAAACUGGCACAACAAUCCUCUCGUUUGAUUUUGGAGAUGAUGUAGUGCCUGGAUGUCGCAUUACUCGGAUUCUCUCGCAUCCUACCAUGCCUCUGACCAUCACUGCUGGGGAUGAUAGGAGAAUCCGCUACUUUGAUAAUCAUACAGGUAAACUAACUCACAGUGCUGUGGCUCAUGUAGAAGGAAUCUCUUCCUUGGCGAUAGACCCUAAUGGGUUGUAUCUUUUAUCUGGAAGCCAUGACGGUAGCUUAAGAAUGUGGAAUAUGGAAAAGCGGGUGUGUCUGCAGGAAAUAUCGGCGCAUCGGAAGAAAUACGAUGCUUCCGUUACGUGCGUUGCUUUUCACCCAUCUCGACCGCUUAUUGGAUCAGCUGGUGCUGACUCACUAGCAAAGUUGGAGCACAUUAUUUGCUCCGUAUUCAACAUUUCACCGGAUAGUCCUUCGAUAAGCUACAGUCACCUAAUAUCUAACGGAAGAAUUGCCGAUGCUCUGGUGAGAGCUGGACAUGAUGUGGUCAUGUUUAUACCAGAGUACAUGUCGGAGACGUCCAGAUUUAACGGAACGAAAUAUGCGAAAGUUGUGAGAAUGAAAAAUAUUAGUGACCUAAAAAUGUCAAAGGAUGCGAAAGUUUUCAUUUCUCUUUUCGGUUCGAGAUACGACGAUGACAUCGCCGGACUUGUUCUGAUGGAUAAGACGAGAUUAGGCUUUGCUGAUAGGCUUUCCUUCGAAUAUACGCUUGCCGAUAUGUGCAGAGCGUUGAUGGCUCGUCGGGACGAACUGGAAUACCUAAGAAACUACAAAUUUGACGUUGCGUUCGCUGAGCAAAUUGACUUUUGUGGAAUAGGAGUGAUCAGAUAUCUUGGAAUCAAGAACCUGUUGUGGAUUUCAACUACACCGAUUAUGGAUGCGGUCAGUUACAAUUUAGGUGUACCUGCACCCCCCUCGUAUGUACCGACGAUCGAAGAGAAUGACAACGGCGACAAUAUGUCGUUCUUAGAAAGGGCUUUUAAUCUUUACAUGUACAUUGGAACGAUUUUUGUUCAUCGAUGGGGGACCGACAUCACAACGGAGGUAUUCCGAAAAAUCGAUCCUAAUUUCCCGAAUGUCCGCGAAAUUGCUGCCAAUAGUAGUCUCUGCUUCGUUAAUGCCGAUGAGAUGUUUGAUCUGCCAAGACCGAUCAUACAUAAAACUGUCUACAUUGGUGGCCUAGGCGUUAGUGCACCUAAACCACUAGAUGAGAAAUUUUCCGAGAUAAUGAGUAAAGGCAAGAAAGGAGUGAUCGUCGUUUCAUUGGGCACUAUCGCUCCAUUCGACGCGUUUCCAACGGAAGUCAAAAUGAGUUUUGCUAAAGUGAUCAAAUCAAUGCCUGAUUAUCACUUUAUAUUGAAGAUCACUAAGGAGGAUACAACAACGCAGUCCUUUUUUGAAGGUGUCACGAAUUGUCAUCUCGCUGAAUGGCUGCCACAGAAGGACAUUCUAGCACAUCCUAAAGUAAAAUUAUUUGUUAUGCACGGUGGUAUAAACGGCUUGACUGAAGCUCUCCUCGGUGGAAUUCCGGUGGUCGUCAUACCAAUUUUUGCUGAUCAGUUUCGGAAUGGAAGGAAUGCUGAGAAACGAGGAGUUGGCAAGGUAAUACUGAAGCUGGAUCUAUCUGAAAAUACCAUCAGAGGAGCCAUCCAGGAAAUCCUCAACGAAGAGAGCUACAAGCAGAAUGCGCUUCGACUUUCAAAAUUAAUGCGAGAAAAACCAUUCUCGGCCGAAGAGCGCCUUGUGAAAUGGACGAAUUUUGCCGUGGACAAUGGUGUCUUAGAUGUCCUUCACGUGGAAGGGUCACGAAUGAAUUCCAUUAUUUAUUUCAAUCUGGAUGUUAUUGCUGUAGUUUUAGUUGUUCUGCUUCUAUUGGCUGCCAUUUUUGUACGAGUCUUUAGUGCUUUCACGAGGAAUUCUUUCUUGGGAAAAGCAAAGCACGAGUAG